Messenger RNA from Symbiodinium pilosum, 2076 nucleotides. The record is from the annotation of a GenBank genome assembly. Lineage: Eukaryota; Dinophyceae; Suessiales; Symbiodiniaceae.
AUGCUUGCGUGCCAAGCUGCGGAGAGGGUGCUGUGGCCCCCCGGAAGUGAGGCCCGAAUCCUCCGGCAACUGCGGCCGGGAGGCUCGCCGCACUGGCUCCUGACCAAGGAAGCGGCGCCCCUUGCAACUUUGGCGUCCUUGGCGUCCUUGGCAUCUGUCAUGUCCCGUACAUCCAAGCUGCGCCGGGGCCGGGCUGCUAGACCGUGGCGGAGGUUUUGCACCGCACCUCUCAAUCCAGCGCUACAGACGCCGCAGACGUGGUGUGCUGUCUUCAUCAACCUGGCACGCCGAGCUGACAGACGUUUGCAGUUAGUGCAUGUCCUGGCUGAAGCAAACUCUGCCGUUCUCUCUCGUUUGCUUCGCGUUGAUGCUGUAGAUGGACGGGCUCUGGAUCUAGAAAGCCCCGACCUACUGGAUUACAUUACGAAGGAGGCUCUUGAAGUAGCGCAGGAGGCUCAGAGGGUCGGUGCGCACACAAUCGUCCACAAAGAUGGCGAACUUGUGAAGUUCCAUGAUCAUCUGACUGCCGGCGGCGUGGCAUGUGCGAUGUCCCAUUACAAGGCUUUGCGCACUGUGGCAGAGCACCCCACGGCGGAGUGGGGACUUAUCCUCGAAGAUGACAUUCAGGCGCUGGUUCCUGACGUUCACGAAGUCAUCGCUAAAGCAGUGCAACGCUUGCCCGCCAGCUGGGAUGCUUUGUUUUUGGGCUACCACGGUGGCGUUCUUGAUGGCUUUGGACCUGGAGGGAGAGACACGGAACAGGAACAUACGCGGGCUCAGUUCGAACUGCAGAUCGAUGAGAUGCGUGGUGUGGAUGGUUUCUGUGGCAGCGUAGACAGAGGGCUGCUUUCAGAGGAGGAGGUGCCAGUGCUCCGAAUGUACAGCCCGCUGUAUGGCCUCUAUGCCUGGGUCGUUCGGAAGGAAACUGCUGCUAGGCUCUUGCAGGAGGCUUUCCCUGUGGGCGGGCAAGUUGACCAUGCCUUGUCCCUUUGGUUGGUACAGAAUGGUCAUAGCUUCAAAGUGGCUCCAAGGCACCUCCUGUUCUUCAGUCCCAAGAGUGAGGUAGGCUUGGACUCUGACAUUCAGACCAUGGCUCAUCUUGAUCACUUGUUGGCAGAUCCUGAGCAUUGUGAGGAAUAUAUGGCUUUCAUCAAUAGUAUCCAGAGCGCGGAGAACCCUGAAGCCAUGGCUCAAAGCAUCGAGUUGGCUGAGGCCAAGGUGGAAGCUUCGAAAGAGGCUUUCCAGGCUUUGAUGGAUCUUCCCGAGGAUGCCGAGCCUUUGCAGAUGCAGUCCGUCCUGUCAAAGGCUGCAGCUGCGCAGACAGAGGCCACCACCGCCAUCCAAGCUGCGCGAGUGCCCUUGGUUGAACGGCUUCAGAAGGCAAAAGCAGAUGGAGUCACAACCGACACCUCUGAGGUACUCAAAGAGUUCCAGGAGAUGUUUGCCAAGCUUGCACCGCUGCAAACCAAGUUGGACGAGCAGAGGCGGGAUGCAAACGAUAAGGAGCAUCGAUUCGUUGCCACCUGCCUGAUGCAGGAAGCAAGUGAGAUGUUCAAGGUGCUGGAUGACAAGUUGGAGAAGCUUAACGAGACAGCCGCCAUGUUCACCGCAAGCAGGGGGGAGGAAUUGCAAGCCUUGGUGCGUUUGGGCCACUUGCUGGAAGUGUUGCGACGCCACAUGGCUGCAACCUCCAAGACCCCUGCAGUUCUCUUUGCGGAGUUGGCCAAGGCUUCUGGAGAAAGCAGCCGCUUGAUGCCUGCAGGAAUUGUGACGGCCCUGAAAUCAUUGCAGCCAGAACCGCCUGAUUUGGCUGACUUGCUCGGUACGGAGGAGGAGCAGGAGCAACUACCAGCCGCUGUCGCACAAAUGGAUCCAGAAGAGGCAGCCAACGAGGACGGCGGCGUCUCUUCGGAGAAGUUCGAAGAGCACAUGAAGCUGUCCUACCUCUGUGUGGCAGUUGUGACAAUGACCUCGGCAAAAGAGGUUGGAAGCGAAACCGUCCGAAAAUUGGAGGUCAAUGAGGUCCUGGAAGCUUUGGGUGCAGCUCGCCGCGAACCACAGAGUGGCCUCGUAAGA